Chanos chanos (milkfish) is the source of this 939-nucleotide messenger RNA. RefSeq names its product olfactory receptor 52H1-like. The transcript has a single exon. Lineage: Eukaryota; Metazoa; Chordata; Actinopteri; Gonorynchiformes; Chanidae. The coding region runs from base 1 to 939 and encodes 312 amino acids. Gene Ontology annotation, cellular component: membrane. The record is from RefSeq and is a predicted model, not a curated record. Gene Ontology annotation, biological process: detection of chemical stimulus involved in sensory perception of smell; G protein-coupled receptor signaling pathway. Gene Ontology annotation, molecular function: G protein-coupled receptor activity; olfactory receptor activity; odorant binding.
AUGUAUUCUAAUCUAUCAGAGUAUUCAAUAGUUUUAAGCCUACCAUCUUUAGAAUUACCUGAGUCCAGUAUAUUCCCUGCAUUUAUUUUUGGAACCAUUACAUAUUUCUUGAUUCUGUUUUGCAACUUGAUUGUUUUGCUUACCAUUGCCCUUAACAGGAACCUACACAAACCCAUGUACAUGCUACUGUUCAGCAUGCCCGUUAAUGAUAUGAUGGGUGCUACAGCCUUUUUCCCUCAGCUGAUCUCCAGUAUUUUAUCACAGAACAGAUCUAUCUCCUACCCUGCAUGCUUCCUACAGGCCCUCCUCAUACAUUUCUAUGGGGCUGGGUCUCUGCUCAUUCUGACUGCCAUGGCCUAUGACAGGUACAUCGCCAUUUGCUGCCCUCUUAAAUAUGAAACUAUAAUGACCAAUUAUCAUUUGAUAAAAAUAAUCAUCACUGUGUGGCUUCUAGAUUUUUCUUUGAUAGUUACUCUUCUUGCGUUGCUUAGCCGUUUUAAAAUUUGUAGGACAAUUAUUGCCGAUAUGUAUUGUAAUAACCCCUCUUUAGUCAAGCUUGUAUGUGAGGAUACAAGCAUUAGUAAUUAUUAUGGAUUGUUUAUAACGGUCUUUCUUCAAGGUUUGUCACUGUUGAUUGUAGUUUUUACGUAUAUUCAAAUCCUUGUUACCUGUGUCAGAAAUAAGCAGUCUGAUGCUAAGAGCAAAGCUCUUCAAACCUGUGGAACUCAUUUGAUAGUCUUCUUAUUUUUGGAAUGCAAUGCCUUUUUUGCUUUAAUUGCUCAUCGGUUUGAGAGUGUCUCACCUUUUCUGAGGAGAGCUUUUGGUGUAUCAGUUGUAGUAUUCCCACCUAUUCUAAAUCCUCUGAUUUAUGGUCUAAAAACAAAGGAAAUUCGCCAGAAAAUUCUGUUUUUCUUUCACAAAAAGACAUCCUCCUCUUAA